UCGAGGGAAAUUUCAAAAUGUAAACAAAUCUCCACUGGCGAAUUCUGUUUAAUUCCAACUUCUUUGAACUCUUUGGAGUUUCGUGUAGAAUUUGCAUAAACGUGAACUCAAUUCUUAAAAAAAAUUAAUUUAUUACUCGGGCUAGUUAUAUUCGUUGGAUUUAACGUAAAGAUCUAUGUAUUAAUACGUAAAAAAGUGACGUAUAAUGGGCAGUGAAAUUCAAGAGUUUGAGGGAGAGAUCGAGGAGCACUUUUACGGCGUUUAUCUUUUAUACUGCACAAACCCACAAUACCUGGGUCGGACCUACGUGGGCUUCACCGUCAACCCUUUGCGUCGAGUGAAACAACAUAAUCGAGGAUCUCAAUUUGGUGGCGCCCGAAGGACAAGUAAUAAAGGACCAUGGGAGAUGAUCUUAAUAGUUCAUGGCUUUCCCAAUGACGUAGCUGCACUUAGAUUUGAAUGGGCUUGGCAGCACCCGUGGCGAUCUCGACGCCUGGCACAUUUGGGAUGUUCGAAGACGGCAAAACGAACCUUAACUUUCUGCCUUGGUGUUGUGAAUGAAAUGCUCAGGGUUGGUCCUUGGAGGAGACUUCCUUUGACGCUCAGGUGGCUUCAGCCCAAAUACUUUGCCACUCUCAAAACGCCCCUUCCCGAUCACAUGAGUAUUGUGAAAGGAGCCCUGAGAAAGGCAGACCAACCUCAUGAAGCCCUCGUUGCUCAAGAAGAAUGUGCAGAGUGUGGACGACGAAAUGGACUGAAAACCCUCAGGUGUCUUCAUUGCGAAUUUUCAGCGCACGCUGCAUGCUGGGUGCAGAGACUUGGUUCCAAAGGUGUUGUGCUUCCAGUUGAAGGAAAGUGUCCUGGCUGCAGGAAGAAAGUGAUGUGGGGUCACAUAGUUGUGGCCAAUAGACCACCAAAAUCUAAUCAGGACUGACGUUUGAGACAAACUCAAAAAUAAAUGGCUUUGGAUUGACAAUUAAACUAAUAAUUAUAA
Messenger RNA from Neocloeon triangulifer, 994 nucleotides. RefSeq names its product structure-specific endonuclease subunit SLX1 (gene slx1). Gene Ontology annotation, molecular function: 5'-flap endonuclease activity; crossover junction DNA endonuclease activity. The transcript has 5 exons. Lineage: Eukaryota; Metazoa; Arthropoda; Insecta; Ephemeroptera; Baetidae. Gene Ontology annotation, biological process: double-strand break repair via homologous recombination. Gene Ontology annotation, cellular component: Slx1-Slx4 complex. The record is from RefSeq and is a predicted model, not a curated record. Bases 206 to 934 code for a protein of 242 amino acids.